Molecule: messenger RNA, 720 nt
Organism: Penicillium roqueforti
Lineage: Eukaryota; Fungi; Ascomycota; Eurotiomycetes; Eurotiales; Aspergillaceae
Exons: 3
Coding region: 1-720 (239 amino acids)
Source: RefSeq, a predicted model, not a curated record
AUGAAGCCCAUCACAUCAGAGCAUGAGCCCCAAACGACGCAGUGGGACGAAGGUCAGGUUUACGUUAAAACCUGCCAUAACGCCACUCGGAAGGCCCUCGCUCUCCUUCUCUCUCGCAGCAACAAGGAAAAUCUGCAUAUCACUACCACUGAACUAGAAUUAUCUUCCGGUGAUCCCCUAGACUAUGGCCCUCGCUUUGUGGUCAAGGCCUUCCACUAUUCUCUGGAUAACAUCUUUGGUGAGAAUAUGCCGGCUUAUAUCCUUGAUGAAGACAACAAUCUGGGCUCUGUAUAUGCACCCCAAUGGCAAUGGAAGCUCGCAGGCUGGACAAACGCGAAGAAAGCGUCUCAGCCCCAUAUCAACGCCUUCAUAGUUGAUUCACAGCCUCACCUUAUUGAUCGCCUUAACUCGGGUGAGGUAUCUGUUUCCUAUGGCUUGAUCGCUAAGCGCCGACUCGAAGAUGGAUAUAACGACCACCGAUACAUCCCUAUCACAGUCUUUUCAGUAUCGGAUUUUCAAGUCCGUAUCCUUCAGAUCUGGCAUGGCAAGCAGAACCCCAAGGCUCUUCAAAUUCGUUCGUCGCGAAUCAUGGACUUUAAGGACGGUAUCCAAAAUAACUUAGACGACUGGGUCACCAUUCUAUGCUGGAUUGCCGGAGAGUCAGUCGAAGAUACAAGAAACGGGAUUGAAGUUGUUCAGCCAUUCGGAAAUGAUGCAUAG